Molecule: messenger RNA, 2797 nt
Organism: Ictalurus punctatus (channel catfish)
Lineage: Eukaryota; Metazoa; Chordata; Actinopteri; Siluriformes; Ictaluridae
Gene: borcs6
Product: BLOC-1 related complex subunit 6
Exons: 6
Coding region: 242-1576 (444 amino acids)
Biological process (GO): lysosome localization
Cellular component (GO): BORC complex
Source: RefSeq, a predicted model, not a curated record
GUGUGUAUAUCACGUUUUCCUGGCAGAUUAAAUAAUUCAGCUGGCCAAAGCCUAACAGCCGUUGAUCCUGUCAUUAAGUUAGCGAGAAGAGAAGUUACAGGCCUGCUCAGCUUAACGCUGGCUAACAGGCUCCACAGCCGCCACUGCUUUCUCACGUCAGCCAGGAAGCGUUACUUAACGUCAGAUGACUUAUGUGACAACACUGAAAUAGUACCUCUACUCAACUCUGACAGGUUGAGGGAUGAGCCACUCCUCUGGGAUUGGCCACGAUGUGCAGGAGGAGACCGAUGGGACGGACAGUCCUGACUCUCCAGAGGUCUGCAAUUGGACAGCCGCUAAUGGCUCCGCCUCCCACAUGCAGAAAUGUCGGGAUGGAGUAGCUUGCCUGGAGAAAGACAAACAGGAAGGAACUCCUGAGACUCACGCACACCCACGCCACAGCAUGGACCCUGCGUACAGACAAAUACACACAAACUCAGCGCCUCACACCAACACGUACGCCUGCGAAGAUGGCCCCACACACACAGACGAAUACACACCUCACUCAGAAACCGUAACCAAAGACAGUCCAUACAUGGAAACUGCCAGCAUGCCACACACACAAGCAAGUGAUGGGUGGGGAGGAGUGGAGGAGGAGGAGGAGGAGGAGGUCAGAAGCCAGGAUGAUGAAAGAGAUGGUGAGGAAGUGGAAAACAGGGAGGAGAAUCAGCAGACAGCAGACUUUACUGUGCAGCCAGUAAAAGAGACCACGUCUGAAGACUCAACCACUUCACAAAUGCCACCUACAGAACCGGUCAACUGUAUCUCUUAUGAUGAUGGUCAUUUGUCUGCUUCCACGCCCCCUGACCAGGCCCCGCCUCUGGUCCCAGCUCCUCCCCCGAGCUCAGUCCCUCCUCCCCUGCUGCCAGCACCUGAUGAUUGGCCACGGCCGACUCACGUGAUGGCAGAGGUGCGGGUGCGUUCUGCUCCUGGACGAGAGCGGGUUGUGCGUGGUAUGCAGGACAGUAAGAGUCUGGACGGCAUCAGUGAAGCGUGCGGAAGUGGCAUGCGGGCGGCGGCAGGCGAGGGUCGCAGGGCCACUAUCUCCAGCGCCCUGGAACUGGAGGGAACAGUGAGCCGUGACGGAGAUCUCACCCACUUCAUUGCCAAGAACUUGGAGCAGAAAAUCAAAAUGAGUUCGCGCCCCAGCCUUGACACAGACUCGGACUGCUCAGGCCCAGUGGUGCGAGGUCGUGGUUCGUUGCGUCGACCAGCUGACAUCCCGCCCAUAGACCCCAGUGUGCUACUGGACCUACACAAACACACUCAGGAGGUUGCACAGAGCGUGGAGAUGAUGCUCCGCAGCCUCAAUGGAACCAUCCAGAAUAUGACAGCAUUGAGUGUGGGUUAUAUUCAGACAUACCGAGACUCUGUGGACAGUUUGGGGGAAUCGGUAGAUAUGAGCAUAAAGGGAAUGUACACACUGAUGGCACGUUGUGAGGAACUGGAUCGCUCCAUGCAGCCCAUCCAGACGCUCGCGGCUCAGAUCAGAGACAUCAAGCGCACAUUGGACACUCUGGAAGCCAUCUGCAAGUAAUAUACAUGAGCGUGACUACGCCAUGUAGCUCUAGGAGAUGCUCUGUAACGACUGCGCCCUCUGCUAAUUAUAAUGCGACCGAAUCACUCUGCUAACGAUCAUGUCUCCUAGAAACGCUCCGUGAGCGCUGCGCUCCUACCCUCUAUCGCCUCUCAGUGGUGAUGAUCCUUUUGUUGUGGCUCCACUUCGUUAGAAUGAUUGGAAAGAGCAAUGGACUCCAGUCUGUGAGCUCACACCGUCCAACAGAUUGAUGUCACGACCAUGAGAAGAGUCUCUGUCUCUGUCUCUCUGUCUCUCUCUCUCUCUGUCUCUCUCUCUCUCUCUCUGUCUCUCUCUCUUUCUCUACACAUGGUACUGGGAUUAUUUAUAGUGUGUGUCUGUGUUUUGAGAGACGAGUUGGUAAUGGCAUUGAAAUCCUUAAAUUAUGUCAGAUGUGUCACAUCUGUAUUUGUCACUAUGGAAACGUGUUCUAGAAGCCAUUCUCUGUUUGUAUUUUUCUCCCUCUGGGUGUUUGUGUGUCUACAGAUUGGAUGCUAUGUAUCCCCUGUUUCCACCAUGACCACUGAUCAAUUCUAACACGUGUGACCUAUUAAUCGUCCUGAGAGCUUUGGACCUUCUGUUGCCACGGUGAUGUUCAUGAGGGACAUUAUCAUAGAGGCUAUGCGUGCUGUCGUUUUGAAACAAACCCUGGGACUGAAGACGGGUGUGUGAGUAAAAUAAGAUGAAAAAUGGACAGGGAAUGAAGCGGAGUGCGGGACAGUCCCUGAUCGCCAGCCCUUGUCCGUCUCGUUCCGUGUCUGCUUCCAGUACGGCAAUUUAUUAAACUGUCUGGCAUAUGUGUAUGUUUUAAAGAAUGCAAUAUAACAAUAAAUUUACUAGAACGAUCUAGAAUUAUGCUUAUCAUAUUUAAGAUGAAACCUUUGGUAGCCUCAAGCAAAUACAUCAGCUCAGCUCUGAAAAGUAAAUAAUUGAUGCUUGAAACUAAAUGGGUAAACAGGAUUGGAGAAUAUAAAGCAAACAUUUAUUUGGAGAUAAAGUACAGUCUUUACUUUUUAAUAGGAAACUGUAGUGUGAAUGAUAUUCUUCUUCUAUAAUGCUUUAUAAGUUAGAGCUGUUUUUAUAAAUUGUACCUUUUUAGCACAUUGAUUUCAUUCCAGAAAUAUUGACAUCCAGAAUGGGGGAAAAUAAUUGGAAUUGGAAAUAAACAUAAUAUUAAAAAUG